UCUGUGCAGAAGAAUGUCAAGAGCGUAUCAGCUGACCUUUAUAACAGGCUGGACACACUAAAAAAAAUCAUCAUUCGAGAAAAGCUGCUCAGGUAUCGGAACAUCUCAGCGAACUGCUGUUGGAUUAAGGUAUAUCUUGAAAUAAUGGGAAAUAUUAAUGCUAAAGAUCCUGAUUAUUGGAAUGUGCCAGAUGACCCACCAUCUGAAUCAUACAAUGAAUGUUGGAUGAAAUCUGUUCCUGAUGACAAGAAAAUAUCACAGCUUUCAGUUCCUGGAACACAUAACAGUAUGGCCCGUGCUGGAGACUUGUUGUGGGUUUGGUGCCAAAGUCUUUCUUUAAAUACCCAAAUGAGGCUUGGAGUUCGAUUCUUUGACAUUAGAUGUAGGCAUUUCAAUGACGGUUUGCCAAUCCAUCAUGAAGCCUUCUAUCAGGGUUGUAAUUUUACUGGUGUGGUGUCAGAAAUGAUAUCAUACUUGGAAGCCAAUCCAUCUGAAGUUCUUCUUAUGCGAAUUAGGGAGGAGUAUAAAUCAGAUGGCAAUACCAGGUCUUUCACUGAUACACUAAAGGCAGGAAUGAGUAACUUUCCUGCAGCAAGAUUUUAUUUGCAAGACCACAUUCCAAACAUGAGAGAAUGCCGUGGAAAGAUCAUUGUUUUAAGAGACUUUUCCGGUUACGAUUUGGGAAUUUACUUCAGAUCAGCAGAUCUUGAAGACACUUGGAGUGCUGGAGAAGAUGAAAAGUGGGACAAGGUCAAAGCUCACCUAGAUGAAGCACAGAGAAGCUCAGGUGAUACCCUGUUCAUAACAUUUUCAAGUUUCACAUGUGGUGGCCAAGCACCACGUGAACUAUCACGAAAAAUGAAUCCCAAACUUCAUUCCUACAUUACUGGACGAAAAGGAAGACUAGGAAUUGUAGUUAGUGAUUAUCCUGGACCAAAACUUAUCCGUGAUAUAAUUGAAAGUAAUUGCUGAUCACAAUUACUUCAUAUAUAGAUGCAUUUUAAUGCAACAUUAUAAAAAAUGAACACUGCAGGUUUUGGCACCAAAUGUUAUCUGUGCAUAAUUAUGAAUAAAAUACCAAAUUAAAAAUGCUGCUUCACACAAUUAUAACCAAAUAAUGUUUAAUUAUUUCUGAACAUUUAAGAAAAUAUACGGCUUUUUAACAGAAACAUUUAAAGACUACAGAUGGAAUACAUAAUAUGGUCAAAUCAUAUAAGACUGAAAGCAAAAAUAAACAUUUAAAGACUA
Molecule: messenger RNA, 1248 nt
Organism: Protopterus annectens (West African lungfish)
Lineage: Eukaryota; Metazoa; Chordata; Ceratodontiformes; Protopteridae
Product: 1-phosphatidylinositol phosphodiesterase-like
Exons: 2
Coding region: 145-972 (275 amino acids)
Biological process (GO): lipid metabolic process
Molecular function (GO): phosphoric diester hydrolase activity
Source: RefSeq, a predicted model, not a curated record